Molecule: messenger RNA, 1665 nt
Organism: Oikopleura dioica
Lineage: Eukaryota; Metazoa; Chordata; Appendicularia; Copelata; Oikopleuridae
Source: the annotation of a GenBank genome assembly
AUGCAUUCAAAAGUUCAACCACAUUGCAUCGCUCUGCGUUUGCAGGAGGGCACACAAGGGUUUAUAGAUUUUAACCAGUUCUGGACAAUCGAAGGCACUCCGAUGAUUUUCUUCAUGAACAGCGGCGGUGAAAUGAUAAGAGAGCCGCUGAAAGGAACAAUCACACAAGCACAGAUUCUUAGAACGGCAGUUGGGAUUAUCAACGAAAAGACAACGCCUGACGCGCCUAGUAAAGAAUGUUCAAGCAGCACGAACUCAAACAUGCAUUCUGAAACUCCUGGAACUUCAGAACCUUCAGAGACUCCUGAAGAAAAAGCCACAAGGUUAGCAGAGAAGGCAGAAGAGUACAGGCGCAAAAUUGAUGCGGUUCGAGAGCAAAAAGCAAAAGAAGCCGCGGAAAAGAAGCGACAAGACGAGAUUAAACGAAGAGAAGAGGGAAAGAAAAUGGCAGAAGCAAGACGAAAGCGAGAGGAAGACGAACUAAAGAUCAUCGCAAACCGAAAUAAGCGUGCCGCAGAAAAGAAAGCUGACGCAGAACACCUCGCGAGAGUACGGGCUCAAAUUGAGGAAGACAAGCGGAACCGAGCGGCAGCCUACAACGCGGAGAAAACCGCGAGGGAUGCAGAAACUAAUCGGCUUAGAGAGGAGAAGUUGCGUGCCGAACGCGAAAAGCAAGAAGAGAUUCAGCGUGCUAAAGCGAGCAAAGCGCGUCUUUCUAUCCGCCUCGGCAAUGGCGCUUCUAUCACUUAUACAUUCGAAGCCGACGAUCCUCUUCAAAACGCUCGCGACCUCUUAGUCAGCGAUAAUAAGUCGGAUGAUUUAAAAGUCAAGCUCCUUCUCGGUAUCGCAUAUCAAGAAGAAGAUCAGGAAGAUGAAGCCUUCAAAAUCUUCGAUGAAGCUGCUUCUCUUGGCUCGCUCUCAGCGCUCUAUCAAAAGGCAGCAUAUUUGUACGAUGGCAGGGGCGUCGAAAAAGAUACACAAGCAGCAAUCGCUCUUAUGGAAGAAGUCGUCGAUCUCGCUCAAAAAGAUGAGAAACAAGAACAUCUACUACAAAACGCUUUUUUGAAUCUUGGCCGUGCCUACUGGGAUUCAUUCCCUCACAAUGCACCGAAAGCUGAAGAGUACUGGACAAAGGCUGCCGCCGAGGGGAACGGGCUGCUCGAUGCGAUGAUCGAAUUGAGCAAGUUCUACGCUCAUCCCGUUUACAAAAACGUAGAAAAAUGCUUCUACUGGCACCAAAACGCGGCUGGAGCGGGCCAUGUCCCGAGUCAGGCAAUCAUUGGCAAAUUUUAUCUUCAAGGCGAGGGGAUUGCACAAAGCACGACGAAAGCGAUGAACUGUUUCAAACGAUCUGCCAACAACGGUAGUGCGUUGGGCCGCGCAAUGCUGGCUGAGCUUUAUUAUAAGCGAAAAAUGUUUACCGAAGCAGCUCAACAGUCAAAGCGUGUCUGCGAGGCAUCAUCCGAUUUUGACUUUUCGGAAAAAGAUGAGCACUUCAAAAAGGGCUUCUGUCUGGGCGCCUUCAUUUAUUCUCGAUGUCUUCAACUUGGCCGUGGCACGCUGCCUGAUUACGAAUACUCGGUGGAACUCCUUCACGCCGCAGCUAAGGCCGAUCCCGAAUAUGCAAAUCAACUUCAAAAACAGAUCAUCGCUGGCCAGAUUUGA